CUAUAUAUUACAUCCAUUUUAAGUUAAUUUCUUCAAAUAUACUGUGAAAACGUCCUCAACACUUAAGCGUCUUAACGCGAUGGUAUCGAAUUUCAAACAUUCCUGUCAACAGUAAAAUAACCUCAAAAUUUUUGCUUUCUACAAACAUUAAUAUACUAUUGAUAAUUCUGAUAAAUAAGCAAAAAUGUCAUCUGAUGAAGAUGACUACAUGUCUGAUAAAUUCCUAGCAUCUCUAAGUUCCAAUGUGGGCUUGCCUAAAAGGAAGCAGGAUCAAAGGCAGCAUGAGAUGUUUAAGAAAAAGAUCAAGUCAGUGUUACCUAAGAAGGCAGAGACUGAGGCAGCUGCAAGGGAAGCAGGCUUGAAGAAUGCUAUAUCAGAAGACAACAAGGGAUUUAAGAUGUUACAGAAAAUGGGAUACAAGCCAGGAAGUGGCUUAGGCAUUCGUAAUACUGGAAUUAUUGAACCUAUCAAUGUUAUUGUAAAGACUAACAAUUCUGGUGUUGGUGCAAAAAGUUCAAUCCGUAUAAAAAAAGAAAAGAAUCGACAAAUAAAAGAGGAAGAAGCAAAGAAGUUGGAAGCAGAAUUUAGGAAGGCCAUACAGGAAAAAUCUCGUCUGAAAUCACUAUUCACAUUCUUUAGGAAAGCCCAAACUGCAUGUGAACAUUUGGAUACAAAUGAGGAUCUGAUGGAACCAAUUGUUGAUUUCUAUUGGCCAAUCAAGAUAAAGGAAAAAGAGGAUGAUGAGGAACAGGUGAAAGAUGAGGCAGAUUCAACUGAUGAAGAGGAGGAAGAGAAUGUGAUCACUGAAGAGAACCUACUGAAAUUAACGGAAUAUUUACGUUCGAGACAUUUUUACUGCAUCUACUGUGCUAGCAAGGCAGAUGAUCUCGAAGAUCUGGACUCCUUCUGCCCCGGCAACAGCGUCGAAGGACACAAUACUGAUUACUGAAUGUCUCGAUGACGAAAUUGAUUAUUCGUCACUAAUGUGUAUAUUAUCCGAGCUCUAUUUCCUAUGAAUUAAUUCGUAUGGAUUACAUAAUUCAUCGAGUGUAGUUCAGGUGUUUCCAAGAGUAAUAAUUAAAGUGUAUUAUCGGGAAA
This is a messenger RNA of Nicrophorus vespilloides, 1098 nucleotides long. Its product is annotated as G patch domain-containing protein 11-like. The transcript is spliced from 3 exons. The record is from RefSeq and is a predicted model, not a curated record. Gene Ontology annotation, cellular component: kinetochore. The coding region runs from base 185 to 949 and encodes 254 amino acids. Gene Ontology annotation, molecular function: nucleic acid binding. NCBI's taxonomy places the organism in Eukaryota, Metazoa, Arthropoda, Insecta, Coleoptera, Silphidae.